AUGUAUUAUAUUCUAUUAGUUAGUUAUUUUCUAUUAACUAUAAAUGGAAUAUCUAUCGAUACAAUUGAAAAAGAUUUAAAUAAUUCAAUUGAAAAAAUUCUUUUAAUAAAUAAUAAUUUAUUUGUUGGCACAAUUAAUUCUCUUCAUCGUUUAUCAUCCAAAACAUUAAAUCAGAAUUUAUUCUCACUAAAACUUGGUCCACAAUUAGAUCAUUCAUUUUGUCGUACAUGCAUUGAUCCUAGACAAAUAGAUUAUCAUUUUAAAACUUUAUUAUUAAUUAAUAAACACAAUCAUUUGCUGUUAUGUGGAACACUUUCUCAAGGUGUAUGUCAAAUAGUAGAUGAAAAUUUCAAUUUAAUUAUUAAUUCAUCAUUACCAAUUGUUGCCAAUGAUCCAAUAAAUAGUACCAUUGGAUUAAUUAUACAAGAACAAAAUCUCAUUUAUUUUGGUGUUACAUAUAAAAAUGAAGGAAUUUAUCGUUGGCAAAUUCCAAAUAUUUCAGGACGUUCAUUAAAUUUAACUAAUUUUAUGAAAAUUUUAUCAAGUAACGAUGAUGAAACAAUUUAUCGUGAUGAUUUAUCGCUACGUUUCAUGCCAAGACAACAAACAACAUUUAUUAUUCAGUAUAUUCAUUCGUUUUAUACAGAAAAUUAUGUUUAUUUUGUAACAAAUCAACCGAAUGAUAUUGACCAAACAAAUGCAAUAACAAAAAUCAUUCGUUUUUGUCGAAAUAGUUCAAAUUCAAUAAUACGUUCAUAUACAGAAAUUCCAUUAGUUUGUUUAAAUUCCGAUUGGAUUAUUAAAUCAGCACAAAUUAUUAUUGAUAAUAAUAAUCAAAUGAUUUUAAUUGGACUUUUUAUUAAACGUAGUGGAUCAACAGGAACAAAUAUUUGCUCAUGGAAAGUUCACAAUGAUAUUGAUAAAGCUUUUCAAGAUAAUUAUAAAAAUUGUUAUACAAUGGGUAUUGGACAACGUGGAUUAAGUUUUAUUAAACCAAAUGAAGCUUGUAGAAAAGUUGAAGGUUGGUCAAAAGGAAUGACAACUAAUGAUAACAAUAUAUGUCCAUGGAUAAUAAGUGAUCGUUUGCCCUAUCCAGUCGGUGGACUAAUUCCUAUUGUUGGACGACUUUUUUAUGAGAAUUCGUUUGAGAGUUCCAGCGCCUUGCAACUGUAUCCAUUCGGUUCAUCAACUCUUUUUUUACAAGGAUUAACCAAUGGCACUUUCAAGUUGGGAAUAUUUGAUUUUGCAUUGAAUAUAAAUUGGAAAUAUUCAUAUCAAUUAUCAACACAAUUACCAAUUCUAUCAGACAUUUUAUUUGAUAAUCGUACUGCAAGUUUCUUCUUAGCUUCAGGUUCAAAGAUUCAUCAUUUAUCAUUUGCUGGUGACUGUGCAUCACAUUUAUCAUGUGACGAAUGUUUGUCUUCAUCAAAUAAUGUUUUUUGUGGGUGGUGUUCGACAACUGAACGAUGUAGUGUAUUAAAUGACUGUCCUUCAAAUAAUUGGCAACAAGAAAAUGAUCAAUGUAUUCAUAUUAUCAAUGUUCAACCAUUAAAUACUUCUAUUGAUCAAAGUCAAUGGAUAAAUUUAACAUUAUCAAAAUUACCACAAUUAGAACGUAAUGAAAUUUAUCAAUGUAUUUUUGCUGAUAAAAUAAUGUCAGCAAGUACACAAGCUAUUAAGUUAGAUUAUAAUCGGCUUUCGUGUCCUACGCCAUCAAAUCAUUUUAGAAAAGAAAAUGUUCAUAUACAAAUAGGCAAUGAAUCAAAAGUACGUCUAUCCAUAGUAAAAUGGCCAUCAAAUACAAGUAUUGCAACUAUACCUGAAUUUAUAUUUUAUGACUGUUCAUCAUAUUCAUCCUGUGAAUCAUGUCGAUCACAACAAGGAUGUCAAUGGUGUUCUGAUCGAUGUUCAUCAAUAUGUACUGAAAAAACAAUAAAGCAGUGUCCAUCAUUUAAUCUUAUUGAUAAUUCAAAUAUAUUUAUUGAAUCUGGUAAAUCGAUUGAUAUUCCAUUAAAAUUUUAUAAUACAAUAAAAUCUUCACUUGAAUGCCGUUUAAAUGAAACUAUGGCGGAGUUCAUUGAUGAACGUAAUAUAUGUCAUAUUUCAAAAACUCCUGAAUUAAUCAAUGAAAAUGAUCAAACAAUAUAUUUAUCCUUAUAUGAAAAUAAUAUUUCAAUAGGUAGUUCAAUAAAAAUGUUUAUCUAUCGAUGUGAUUUAUAUGAUUCGUGUGAUGAAUGUCAAUCACGUUUAACAUGUUCAUGGUGUCAAGGUAAAUGUAUAACAAAAACAGAUAGUCAAUGUUUAACUAAUUCACCUUGUACAUCAUUGAAAAUAAAAGACUUUUCACCCAAGAAACUUCCAUUGAACGGUGAAACACUUGUCACCAUCUAUUUAAAUGAAUUAAUAACUGAUGAGAUACUUGAAAUAACACUUGCUGAUAUUCCUUGUUUAAAUAUUAAAUCAACAAAACGAAUAGAAUGUCAAUCAAAAAGAUCGAAUUCAUCUCGACUAGGUCCAAUUAAAAUUCAUUUUAAAAACUCAAUAAUUCUUUUCUCUAAAGAAUAUAUUCAAUAUUGUCAAUCAUCACUUGUUUCGUUUAAUCCAAUGAUAGUCUAUGAAUUUGGUGGACAAAUUCUUCAUAUAACAGGAAACAAUUUGAUUAUUGGAAAUCAACAAAGAGUAUUUAUUGGAAAUUUUCAAUGCAUAACAAUAAAACAAACAAUAACAAAUGUUUUAACGUGUCGUUUACCAUUAAUUUUAUCUGGAUCAUACAAUGUUACUGUUAUUAUUGAUAAUAAAACUGUAUUAAAUAAUGGAUUUAUUUUGAAAAUAACACCACAACCACUUGUUGAAGAUAUUAAUCCAAAAAUAAGUUUUGCAAGUGGUGGUAGAUUAGUAACUGUUCGUGGAAUGUAUUUUACAUCAGUACAAUUAAUUACUGUGGAAUUCUCCUAUAAAAAGUGGAGUGCAAAAUUAAAGAUAACUUCAAACAAUAUAAUAUCAACAAAUAAUGAUAUGAAAUCAUCGUUUAGUUUUCGCACACCAGGAAUACCAUCACCAUCAAAUGAAUUUAGUUCACCACCCAUUGAUGUAGAUUUUUUCCUUUACUUUGAUAAUACGAUUUUAUCAUCGAAUUCAACUCAAUUUCAUUAUAUACCCGAUGUUUUAUUAAAUGUUUCAUCAAAACUUCCAAUACUGCCUUAUACAGGCGAAGAACUUAAGCUACAAGUAGAAAAUCUCACUGAAGCAGCAUCAAUGGCAGAUAUUCAAUUGUUUGUUGGUUGUACUGAAUGUAAACUGAGAACAUUUACAUCAAAAGGAAUUACGUGUCAACCACCAACUAAACUAAUAACGAAUACACCAUUAAUUCUUCAUAAUCAACCGGAUGAAGUUGCUUGUACAUUACAUAAUUCGUCAAUCGGUCCGAUUCGUUUUCAUAUUGGUUUUCGUGAAUAUGUAAUUGGUUAUCUAUCCUACAUUCGAUCACCAUCAUUAUCAUCAUCACGUUAUUCCGUUUCUACAAUAAUUUAUUUAUCAUUAGCUAGUUGUCUUUUAACCAUUGCUUUACUUACAUUAGGUCUUUGUUUAUAUAUUAAAUUACGAAAAUCAAGAGAAAAAUCGUCUUCAUUAUCUCCAAUAAAAUCUAUUGAACAAAAUGACAAAGCAUUUUGGUCAACAACAACAUCAGCUAUUGCUGGUCCUUAUUAUCAAGUCUAUGAGCAAAUCCCAUCUUCAUCAUCUCACCAAAAUACAUUAACACGUGCUCCAUUACUUUUUUGUCCAUAUCAUCAUCAUCAUCAUCAUUAUAAACAAGAAUAUUCGACAUUAUCAUUGAUGCAACAAUUAGAAAGCAAGGCACCAUAUUUAACUAAUCUUUCGAUUGAACAUGAACAGUUGAAAAAAUUGAUUUUCACAUCCGAUAAUACAUAUAAUUUUUCGAAUCGUCGCCAAUCGAUGGAAUUAUUUUAUGAUUUACUUGGCAUGACUCCAUUUUCUGAAGCAUUUAUUGAUCACUUAGUAAUAAAUGAUUGUCAUGAUCUAUUGAAAUAUUAUGGAUAUAUAUUUCGUUAUAAUCCGCUAAAUUUAAAAUCAUUUCCACUAACACAAGAAAUAUUAAUUGUCAAAUUAGUUUCAACAUUUUUAUUUCAAUCAAAGAAUAAUCUAUAUGAAUUAUUUUAUGUAUUCGAUAAAUUAAUAAAUUCAUUAAUUGAUUUAAUUGAUAGUGGGCCAUGUGAUCAAUUAUUAAAUCGUUCUGCGAAUUCCAUAUCAUCAUCAACAUUAUUAUCAAACAAUAUUGACUAUAAUUGUUUAGAAUUAUUAAUUAAUUAUGAAAAUUUAAUAAGUUUUCAACUGCCCGUACUUGAUUGUGAUACCAUUGAUCAAAUAAAGGAAAAAAUAGUUCAUCAUUUAAAUUCUUAUGAACGAACAUUCCAUGAACAAAUCGAUUUAAUGAUUCCAUUAUCAAAUAUUUGUUCUUGUACGAAUCAAAUGCCAGUAUUAAAACAAUAUUCAAUAAAUUCAACAAUAUUAUGUCGAAAAAAAUCUGCGUGGAAUAAUUUUUCAGAUAAAGUAGAAAAGAAUUUGUUUAUGUAUCAUUUAUGUAGAGAAAAUCAAUUAAUUAAUGAUAAAUAUUUAAUUAAUGAGAAUUUAAAAGCAAAUAAGAAACGUUUACAAAAAGUUUUAAAUAACUUUUAUGAAGAAAUUUUAAAUGGAUUAAAAUUUUUUUCGAUUUGGGAAAAACAAAUUGAUGAUAAAAGCCAAAAAGAUUUAUUUCAAAAAUAUAUUCAACUAGUUAGUGAUGUUAUCCGACGAUUAAAUACAUUAAUGAUAUGUCGAUCAGCAUGUCCAAUUAUUCAAUCAUGUUUAAAUGUUAUUGCAGAUGGUUUAGAAUUUAUUUUUCAAACAAAAAAUAAAUUUUCAUCCGAAAUAGAAUUAUUAUUUGAAGAUGAUAGAAAAUAUUUUUCUUCAUUUGACACCAAUCUAUUUAAAGUUCCAUCGUGUUCUCUCAUUGAUUCAUUACCAUCAUCAUUAGAUAUUCGAUCAUUGAUACUUGAUGAUCAUACUGCAAUUGAAUGCCUUUUUAAACUUUAUCAGUUUUAUGAGUUACAUAGUGAACCGAUCAAUCAACAUAUUGGAGAAAACCAUGUCAGCGUUUUAUUGCCUGUUCACCAUCUUCUUGUACAAAUUCGUCAAUUAAUUAAUUCAGAUACAAUGCGAACUACUACAACGAUUAUUUGA
Rotaria socialis is the source of this 5238-nucleotide messenger RNA. NCBI's taxonomy places the organism in Eukaryota, Metazoa, Rotifera, Eurotatoria, Philodinida, Philodinidae. The record is from the annotation of a GenBank genome assembly.